Molecule: messenger RNA, 594 nt
Organism: Uloborus diversus
Lineage: Eukaryota; Metazoa; Arthropoda; Arachnida; Araneae; Uloboridae
Exons: 3
Coding region: 60-479 (139 amino acids)
Source: RefSeq, a predicted model, not a curated record
AAACAAGCGAAGAUCUUGGAAAGCAACAGGUUUAGUUUACUCAGUUUAUAUCAGACGAGAUGAAUAACUAUUGUUUUGUAGCUUUACUGUCCUUCUGCCUAUUUGGGCUGACUUCCCAAGCUGAAACAUGCAAUUGCUUUAGUUAUUUAAUAGCAGAAAACGGCCUAUCAAGUGAAAAUGUAAUAACGCAAACUGAGUAUAAGCUUGAGAAGCCUAAAUGCGAUGGAGAUGGUUUGAUGGAAUGCAAAAAUUUUUGCAUUAAUUUGUACAAAGAUUUAACUGAUAAUGGGAAAACAUGUGUGAAGAUGACUGGAUCUUCAAAGUUGGUUGCUGACUGGAUGUGUGAAGCUUUGAAAAGAAGUGUGUGCAAUGCAAGAGUAGGCGUUUUCAUUCAAGGUUGUGGAAGUGAUAUUAUAGACACAGGUUUUAGAUUUCAAGAAGCAAUUUGCUGCAAGGGUCUUAAAAGUAUUCAUUGCUGAACGUGUUCUAAAAUCUUCAAACUACUUCUGUUAUAAAGUAUGAAAAGUACUUUAGUUAAAGAACAUUUUUAAUCAAGCAGUUAUUACUAAAGCUAGAAUAAAGGGUUCUCCAUAG